Messenger RNA from Eremomyces bilateralis CBS 781.70, 1798 nucleotides. Its product is annotated as STE3-domain-containing protein. Lineage: Eukaryota; Fungi; Ascomycota; Dothideomycetes; Eremomycetales; Eremomycetaceae. Gene Ontology annotation, biological process: G protein-coupled receptor signaling pathway. Gene Ontology annotation, cellular component: membrane. The record is from RefSeq and is a predicted model, not a curated record. The transcript is spliced from 3 exons. Bases 339 to 1730 code for a protein of 463 amino acids. Gene Ontology annotation, molecular function: mating-type factor pheromone receptor activity.
CAGUUUUAUUCAGCAGUGAACGGCGGUCCAUCAUGAGUCCAUGUUUCUACCCCUUAUUGAGAGUCUCAAUAGCCUCAAUAAGGUACCCGUACUCAAAAGACACCAUGAAGGAAAUAAAAGUCCACAUAAAUCGUACUCUGUGCUCUAUCUUUCCGUCUUCGUUUUCAGAUAUCCUCUUCUAUGAUCGCAGACCGUCUAAUUCCCACGUCAGACCUUCUUUCGCCCUGUUCAUCUCCUGUUGGCAGGAAGAAUCCCAGCUUAACCAGUCGUUGAUGGCCCAAUCCUAAUACGAUCAAUCAGCACACGGUCGUUUCCCUCAACAUCUCGAAUCCUUCACUAUGGACCACCCUGAGUUUCUCCCUCGUUCUCAUCAGAACCUUACUAUCGAGCCCCUCUAUCCUGCGGCUGUCCUGAUUGCAAUCUUCUCCUUCAUGGCCGUCGUCCUUGACAUUGCCCCCUUCUACUGGCAUCUCAAGCAUCGGAACACCGGAGCAUACUGUCUCAUCAUGUGGUUCAUCGUGCUGAAUAUCUUCAACGUGAUAAAUGCUAUGGUCUGGCCUCGAGACAACAUCGCAGACUGGUGGAGUGGCGUUGGGUUGUGCGAUGUGGAAAUUCGCGUGAUCACGGGAAGUGGAGUGGGCAUUCCCUGUUCACUCAUCAUUAUCCUGAGCGCCCUCGCUAGAGUGCUCGAUACUGAUAACACGGUGGUUGUCCCAUCUCGAAAAGACCGUAUCCGACGGAUAGUGAAGGAGCUACUUCUCUGCUUUGGCGUGCCGGUUCUGCAUAUCGUUCUCUCCUAUGUUGUUCAAGCGAAUAGGUUCUACGUCUUCGGAAUCGCUGGGUGCUACUUCUCCCAUGAUUGGUCAUGGCUGGCCAUCGUUUUAGUAACGUCGUGGCCCAUUAUUGCGACGCUAGUGGCCUCAUACUAUGCAGUGUUGGUGAUUUACCGUAUUUAUCGGUAUCGGCAAGGAUUCGCCAGCGUCCUUCGAGCAGCCGAGACGUCCAAAUCGCGAUUCAUCCGUCUUUAUUUGAUGGCUGGCGUCUGCAUCCUGGUUGUUCUUCCAAUCUACACCUACCUUCUCGUCUUCUACCUCACCAUGGGCGUUAGUCCAUACUCCUGGGAACGAGCUCACGAAGACAUCACCAGAAUCCACAUGGUGCCGAGCCAGGGAACAAUCCCAGUCGACCGCUAUGCUCAACUUGUGGGCGGCUACCUGACGUUCUUCAUCUUCGGACUUGGGCAGGAUGCCGUGCAGCUUUAUAGCUCAUGGUACCACAAAUCUGGACUGGAUAGAGUGGUACCCGACAUGCGGCGGCUGAAAAGCAUCACGUCAUCUCUUCGCACCAGGUCGUCGUUCAGCAGCAUGGCAAAGUCUGUCAGCAGGAAGUUUAGCACACAGGGAGAUAUCCAUGUCACAUGUUCUUGGUCAGUUACUGAAACCACACAACCUGCGGGUUCUCCGGAGCAUCCUCGAGCGCAAACCGGCGGCGACAAGUUCCAUUGGUCAUUUGAUGAGGAGAUGGGAGGAAACUAUAAUGUCGGGAGCAUGCGCUGGACGAACGCGUUCCAGUUCUUUAGUCGAUUCAGGAAUCGAUCGUCGGGGGCUGGCGGACCAACUCCGCCACCGAAGGAAGUCCCGCGACUUGAUAUCCAGCGUUUCUCUCAAGACGCGGCCUGUGAGACGGAUCUUUCUCCGAUGACGAAGGAGGCUGCGAAUGCGCACCUCUGAUAACACACAGGCUUGGCUGGGGAGGGAAACAGAAGGUGCAAUGCAGAUAAUUUGAUUCGAGCUUAUUU